AUGGCUCCCCGUAACUACUCAGAGUUGGGCAGGUCCCUCGGCCUGCUGGGAGAUCAACUGCCAUGGUACUGGAAAGUUGUCUCUGUCGGCUCAGCGUGGUCUCUGUUGACCGGCUUCAUCCUCUUCCCCUUCGCCAUGGAGCCAAACGGCGCGGAGCUGGGAGCAAACAAGAAUGCACUCCUGGGAACCGCUGUCAUCCUCCUUACGCUUGCAUACCUUCUCAGCGCGCUCUACUACGUGCGGUGGCGCAGGAGUAUCUACCUAUUCAACUCUCUCUUCUUUGCCUGUUUUACAUCUUCCAUCCUAGGAAUGUUUAAUGUUCUUAUCAAUAUCCUGGUGCGCAAACUGCUGCCAAUGAAUAUGUUGUCCACCAUUAUCGUGGCCAUCUCGUGCGUUUCGACAGCUGCCUAUGGGCUCCUGGCCUUCUACUUCUCCGACUACUGGCUGUCCGUGACCUGUUCACGGAAGCGAAGACGGGCGCGCACUCGAGCUGCCAGUGAAGUGGCUCCAGAUGACGCAGAGCUGCAGAGGAGACAGCUUUUGCGCCUCUAUCUACGUCCGGAUAGGGCUCCCAGCGUGGAGCUAUCGCAGAGCACAUUCCGCAUAGACCUCCCAGACCCUCAGUCCGCCGCUGGCACAGAGGAGGAGAUGCUCGUCACCCCUCCGCAGAACGCAUACGAGAGAUCUCUGCAUUCCGUCUCUGCUCCGAGCAAUUACCCUUCCGAAGUGCAUUCAAGCCCGACUUCUGCUUACAAGCUGAAUCCCCUUCGAUACUGGCAGCCCCAGCGCAGCCACCGAGACCAAAUGCGCCCCCUAGCAGAGUUGAUCAGCUAG
Molecule: messenger RNA, 834 nt
Organism: Trichophyton rubrum CBS 118892
Lineage: Eukaryota; Fungi; Ascomycota; Eurotiomycetes; Onygenales; Arthrodermataceae
Exons: 3
Coding region: 1-834 (277 amino acids)
Source: RefSeq, a predicted model, not a curated record